Molecule: messenger RNA, 545 nt
Organism: Andrographis paniculata
Lineage: Eukaryota; Viridiplantae; Streptophyta; Magnoliopsida; Lamiales; Acanthaceae
Exons: 2
Coding region: 41-286 (81 amino acids)
Source: RefSeq, a predicted model, not a curated record
UCUUCGCCGACAUUCUCAAUCUGCUGAGACAGGGAAAACAAUGGCGUCUCCCACGGCAAAGGUUACGUUCCGCUUCCUGCUCGCGGCGGCGGUGCUGCUUGCGCUGUUCUACAUCGGACGUCCGCUCUAUUGGAAAAUCUCGGCCACCGUUCACGACAUCCGUCACAACAAGCAGACCGUAUCCGAAGGUAUUUCUCAAAUUGUGCUGGAAGCACAGAAAACAGUGGGGUGGUUCCAUGAUGAAUCGGAUUCAGGAAAAAGAGAGGACAGAAGAUCUGCUGCUUGAGAUAGAAGAUUUCAUCUAUUUACCAGGUUCUGUAAAAUAUGAAUUUUGCUUUUGGUUAGGAGGAAUUAUUCAUCCUCCUCCUCUACAAUUUUAUUCAAUAAUAUAAUUCAUGUUCUUGUAGUUUGUGUUAAUGUAUAUUGGAGGGAUUCUACAUAUCCUGACAUCAUCAUCAGUAUUGUUCAUAGUGCAGCAGAUGAUGAUUGUGUUGUGAUUUAUGUUUGCUAUUUUGAUUGGGGAAGAAUGUAUUUUCAGAAGUGAA